GAGACGGCAACUCCUGCAAGUUCUACUAGGUUCCUGAACUUAAACUGCACAGCGUUACAAAGGGCGGGGGACGCGUGGGAGCUCUGGGUCCCGGCGCGCACCCACUGAGCUGCUUUCUCCCUCUCUUACCCUAGUCAUGGAAGGGAUGGAGGACGCCGAGGCCGAUUGCUCUGUUGCAUUCGCGGAGGCUCAGAGAUGGGUGGAGGCUGUAACUGAGAAGAAUUUUGAAACAACGGAUUUUCGAGCCUCUCUAGAAAAUGGUGUCCUGUUGUGUGAUUUGAUUAAUAAACUCAAACCUGGCGUCGUUAAGAAGAUCAAUAGACUGUCUACUCCAAUAGCAGGUUUGGACAACAUAAACGUUUUUUUGAAAGCUUGUGAACAGAUUGGAUUGAAAGAAGCCCAGCUUUUUCAUCCUGGAGAUCUACAGGAUUUAUCUAACCGAGUCACCGUCAAGCAAGAAGAGACUGACAGGAGACUGAAAAAUGUUUUGAUAACUUUGUACUGGCUGGGAAGAAAAGCACAAAAUAGCCCCUAUUAUAAUGGUCCCUAUCUCAAUUUGAAAGCUUUUGAGACCCUUUUAGGACAAGCUUUGACUAAGGCACUUGAAGAUUCUAGCUGCCUGAAAAGAAGUGGCCGAGACAGUGGCUACGGGGACCUCUGGUGUCCUGACAGAGGAGAAUUUCCUGCCCCUCCAGGUAGCCACAGGAGGGAAGAUUCCUUUGAAAGCUUGGACUCACUGGGGUCUAGAUCACUGACCAGCUGCUCCUCAGACCUCACUCUUAGAGGUGGGAAGGAAGGUUUCGAAAGUGACAUCGAUUGGGAAUUUACCUUCAAAAUGCAGGAUUAUAACAAAGACGAUAUGUCCUACCGAAGGAUCUCGGCCAUUGAACCAAAGUCGGCUCUACCGUUCAAUCGUUUCUUGCCUAACAAAAGUAAGCAGCCGUCCUAUGUGCCAGCACCUUUGCGGAAGAAGAGGCCAGACAAAAACGAGGAUAACAGAAGAAGCUGGGCAAGCCCUGUCUACACAGAAACAGACGGAACAUUUUCAAGUACCCAGAGGAGAACCUGGGGUCCCAAGAUGGAGAACUGGCACACAGUCCAAGAAACUUCCACCUCCUCUUGGUGUUUAGAAGAGGGAGAAGAAAGGAUCACGCGCAUGCCCAACAUUGUGAAGGACGAUCUCUAUGUGCGGAAGCUUAGCCCAGUCAUGCCAAGCCCAGGGAGCUCUUUUGAUCAGUUCCUUCCCAAAUGUUGGACCCCAGAAGAUAUGAACUGGAAAAAAAUAAAAAGAGAGACUUAUAAGCCAUGGUAUAAGGAGUUUCAGGGAUUCAGUCAGUUUUUAUUGCUUCAGGCCCUCCAAACCUACUCUGAUGACAUCUUGUCCUCUGAAACAAAUGUCAAACUCGAUCCUACCUCUGGCCCAAGGCUCAUAACUCGGAGGAAGAAUCUCUCUCCCGCACCAGGCUAUCGCGCCCACGACCUUGAGCUGCCAGCCCUGGAUCCUGACUUAGAAAAUGAUGAUUUCUUUGUCAGAAAAACCGGUGCUUUCCAUGCAAAUCCGUGUGCGCUUCGAGCCUUUGAAGACUUUAGGAGGUUCUCUGAGCCGGGCGAUGCUGUGGAACGAGAUAUAAUUUUGCAGUGUCGGGAAGGUGAACUCGUACUUCCAGAUUUAGAAAAGGAUGAUAUGAUUGUUCGCAGGAUCCCAGCCCAGAAGAAAGAAGUGCCCCUUUCUGGGGCCCCAGAUAGAUACCAGCCAGUCCCUUUCCCUGAACCCUGGACCCUACCUCCGGAAAUCCAAGCAAAAUUUCUCUCUGUGCUCGAAAGGACAUGCCCACCCAAAGAAAAAAGCACUAGUUGUAGAGUGUUAGUACCUUCCUAUCGACAGAAGAAAGACGACAUGUUGACUCGCAAAAUCCAGUCUUGGAAGCUGGGGACUGCUGUGCCUCCAGUCAGCUUCAAGCCUGGCCCCUGCAGCGAGGCCGACCUACAGAAGUGGGAGGCCAUCCGGGAGGCCAGCAGGCUUAGGCACAGGAAGCGGCUGAUGGUUGAGAGACUCUUUCAAAAGAUUUAUGGUGAGAAUGGGAGCAAGUCCCUGAGCGAUGUCAGCGCAGAGGAUGUUCAGAACCUGCGUCAGCUGCGCUACGAGGAGAUGCAGAAAAUAAAAUCGCAGUUAAAAGAACAAGAUCAGAAAUGGCAGGAUGACCUUGCAAAAUGGAAAGAUCGUCGGAAGAGCUACACUUCAGAUCUGCAGAAGAAAAAGGAAGAGAGGGAAGAGAUUGAAAAGCAGGCACUUGAGAAGUCUGACCGAAGCUCCAAGACGUUUAGUGAAAUGCUGCAAGACAGGGAAUCUCGAAGUUCCACAAUUACGUCUAGAAGGAGGAUCUAUUCCUCUGAUGACAUCCUGGAUGAUGGAGUGUUCCCUCCUACAGCGACUCUGUCAGAAACUCGUUACCAGAGUGAGAGACUAGAAGACAAGGCAAGAGCUCAUCCUACUGAGAUGCUCAAAGAAGAUUCCACAACAUUUGCAAACAGAGAGGACAGUGUAGCAGCUGAGAUUCAGCUUGCUUCUCAUAUUCCUGAAGAGCAACGUUUGGCCCCUUCGCCUUCUGCAGAACCACGUCAGGCCUCUUUAUCUUCUGCAGAAUCACACCAGGCCCUGUUGCCUUCUGCAGAACCACACCAGGCCCCAUUGUCUUCCGAAGAAACGCACCAGGCCCCAUUGCUUUCCACAGAGCCACGCCAGGUCCCAUUGCCUUCUGCAGAACCACGCCAGGCCCCUUUAUCUGCUGCAGAACCAUGCCAGGCCCCAUUGCUUUCCACAGAGCCACGCCAGGCCCCUUUGCCUUCUGCAGAACCACACCAGGCCCCAUUGGUUUCCACAGAGCCACGCCAGGCCCCUUUAUCUGCUGCAGAACCACGCCAGGCCUCUUUAUCUUCUGCACUACAGCGUCCAUCCUCACUUUAUUCUCAGCAGUCAUGGAGUACAAGAGGAGAGUCAACUCGGAUUUCAGCUUCUCUCCCUAGAAGUUACCAGAGAAGCGAUACAGCCAGGUUAACAUCUGUGGUCACAGCGAGACCUUUUGGCACAUCAUCAAGGGGAAUCUCAUCACUACCCAGAUCCUACACGAUGGAUGAUGGCUGGAAAUACAACGGAGAUGCUGAAGAUGUCAAGAGAGAGCAACCUGAUUUGGGCAGAGCCACUGGCCUGAAGCCUGACUCCAGCCACUUUAUUUCAGUCUCAUCCAGUGAGAAGGAGGUAGCCACAGGAGACAAUGUGGCCAACUUGUCCUCUCCCACACUCCCUUCCUCAUCUGUCUCCCACCACCAGGCAGCUUCUUCCAAAGCCACGUUCUCAUCGAUGUCUGGUCUGGAUUCAGUGUCUGACUCUGGAGAAGGGAGAAGCUCACCACAGAGGGAAGUUUCCAGGUCCCUGGAUCAGUUCAGCGAUAUGAGAAUCAGCAUAAACCAGACGCCCGGGAACAAACAUGUCUUUGGGUUUACAAUAAAAUGGGAUGUUUCUGGGAUCUUCGUAGCAUCAGUUGAAAAAGGUAGCCCAGCAGAAUUUUCUCAGCUGCAGGUAGAUGAUGAAAUUCUCGCCAUCAAUAACACCAAGUUUUCAUAUAAGGAUACAAAAAAGUGGGAGGAAGUUAUGGCAAAUGCCCAAGAAACUGGAAACUUAGUGAUGGACGUCCGGCGCUACGGAAAGUCCGGUUCACCUGAAUCAAAGUGGAUCGAUACAACGUCAGGAAUUUACAGCACAGACAAGUCUUCAAGUCUAUCAGUAACAACUGAUUUCUCUGAAAGCCUUCAGAGUCCUUAUACUGAAUCCAAAGAAAUCAAUGGAAUUCAUGAGGAAACCAACACCAUUGAUUCAAAAGCAUCAGAAUCCAUUUCUUUGAAAAAUUUAAAAAGGCGAUCACAAUUUUUUGAACAAGGAAGCUCUGAUUCUGUGGCUCCUGAUCUUCCGGUUCCAACCCUCAGUGCCCCGAGUCGCUGGGCUUGGGAUCAAGAAGAGGAGAGACGGCGGCAGGAGCGGUGGCAGAAAGAGCAAGAUCGCCUACUGCAGGAAAAAUACCAACGUGAGCAGGAGAAGCUGAGGGAAGAGUGGCAGAGAGCUCAACAGGAGGCCGAGAGAGAGAAUUCCAAGUACCUGGAUGAGGAACUGAUGGGCCUAAAUUCCAACAGCAUUUCUCUGACCUCCCGGGAGCCUGUGGCUGCCACCUGGGAACCCACCUGGAGUGAAGGGUCCAAGUCCUUGGACAGGGAAGGUACCCGAGUGGGAGAAGAGGGCAGGGGACAGCUGGAAGACCAUGCUGUGUUUGAGGACCAAAGUCAGAAGCUGCAGGAACAGCUCAUGCUUGAGCAGGAGAAGAAACGGAAGGAGCAAGAGGCUCAAGAAGAGGAGCUCCGGAAGCAGCGGGAGGCCGAGGCCCAAGCCCAGGCAGAGGCAGAAGCCAAGGCUCGGGCAGAGGCCCAGGCCCAGGCCCAGGCCCAGGCCCAGGCGGAGGCUCAAAGACGAGCUGAAGCACAGAAGCUCCAGGCAGAGAGGGAACGAGAAACUUCAAUCAAAAUAUACCAGUACCGGAGGCCUAUUGAUUCCUAUGAUCUACCAAAGAGAGAAGACGACUCUUCAGGGUUGCUUACAAUUGACAGGAAUAAAUCAAGAUCUACUACCGAACUAAAUGAUCCCCUCAUAGAGAAAAAUGGAAGCACCAAAUAUUCAGAGAGAAUUGUGACCACUAGCUUUUCACAAAGAAGUUCUAAGAAGGAUCAAGCCCCCUCAGAAGCAGAGUUGGAGAGACAGCAAAUCCUUCAGGAAAUGAGGAAGAGAACAUCUCUCCACAAUGACAACAGCUGGAUCCGCCAGCGCAGCGCCAGCGUAAACAAGGAGCCCAUCUGCCUGCCUGGGAUUAUGAGGAGAGGGGAGUCUCUGGACAAUCUGGAUUCCCAGCGGCCUGGUUCUUGGAGGCAGUCCCCUUGGCACAACCAGCCUGCCGGAGUCUACGCCUCUUCGUCUGUCCAGGACUUCAGUCGUCCUCCACCGCAGCUGUUGUCCACGUCAAACAGAGCUUACAUGCGGAACCCGUCCUCUGCGGUGCCGCCUCCAGCUGGCUCCGUGAAGACCUCCCCAGGGUCUCCCUCUUCACGCAGCCAGUCGCCUUCGAUGUCACAGUCAGGCUCUCAGCUACGGAACAGGUCAGUGAGUGGGAAGCGUGUGUGCUCCUACUGUAAUAACAUUCUGGGCAAAGGAGCUGCCAUGAUCAUCGAGAGCCUGGGUCUUUGUUAUCAUUUACAUUGUUUUAAGUGUGUCUCCUGUGGCUGUGACCUUGGAGGCUCUUCCUCAGGAGCUGAAGUCAGAAUCCGAAACCACCAACUGUACUGCAAUGACUGCUAUCUCCGAUUCAAAUGUAAGAGAGCAAAUCAGAGAGAAAAUUUCUUGUCUUUUGAGGAGACCACGGGUUCCUAUGUUUUCCCCUGAGCCUGCACCUACCUCCUCCUCCCCAGGGUCCCUGCCAUAGGAUCCUGGGUUCAGGGAUCAUAGCCUAUCCUCUUCAAAGAGGCUAUGGAAUGAGUUUCGGCCACUUAGGAGGGGAUUGUAGGGUCGGGGAAGUGGAGGGGCUUGUAUCCAGAAAUCAGGACAUUGACUCUGGUUUGCAAAGGUCCUGGAGGAAAUGCUAAUGAGUCCUGGAAACAGGAUGCAGGGUUAAGGCAAGUCCUCUGAACAGACUUUGGUCUGCCUCCUGAUUAAUGCUCGUCUUCAUCAUCAGCUUAUUUCCACAUCUAAUUAUAAGACCUUAAUGUGAUUUAUAAAGUAAUCAACUUUGAAAACGCUUAUGUUACUAUAUAACGGUAUAUCCAUACAUAAAAUUCUGAAAAAAAAAAAAAAAAAAGAACCUUAAUUCUGUUUGUAAGUUGUUUUGGUGUUACUGAAUUAAAAAACAGUGCUACUUUCUUUCUAAGCAUGUGUUUGAGUAUCAUAAGGUGUAGGGGAGCAUAAGUCUGUUGUGUGUUGUUUAUAGCCUCAGCAAGACAACAGCUAUUGUUGUGUAUGUAGUUUUGAACCUUGAUGCUGGUAACAUUUUUCUUCCUUGUUGUGAAAGGGUGUUACAAGUGGUAUCUACAAACCUAUUGCCUUUGAACUCAGAGGUAUUUAUGUGGUCCCUUAUGUGCAGAGUGCUUGGAAAUGAUUUGAACCGGCCAACUCUCUUUUAUCAGUCAGUAGCUUCUCUCCUGGCUGUCCAGGCCUUCCUGGGAUGCUGACCCUGAAGUUGGGAGAAUGUCAAGGCUGGGCAUGGGGUCUUGGGAGUGUGUAUGUGUGUUCACUUUUCUCUCUUAAAUCCAAAGCCAAAUAUAAUUGAUUUCUUUUGAA
Molecule: messenger RNA, 6370 nt
Organism: Arvicanthis niloticus (Nile rat)
Lineage: Eukaryota; Metazoa; Chordata; Mammalia; Rodentia; Muridae
Source: RefSeq, a predicted model, not a curated record